UAUAUUUACUCUGGUGGCGCGGGAGGAAGGAGUCAUCAGCCGAACCCUGCUGCGCCUCGGGCCUCGUGGGAGGGGCUUGGAGGGAACCCUGGCUGGUUGGCCCCUCCCUGAGCGGGGCAUAUCUGUGUGUUGUCCCUGGCGUGCUCAGAGCUCUCAGCUGGAUGGGACCAAAGCCUCAUCGGCCCACAGACUCACAGAGAGGAGAGGAGGCAGAAAGCGGCUCUCCACAGCUCUUUUCCUCCAUGAGGCAGAGCGGGCCUCUUCUUCUUCGUCUGGGCAGCAGCGGAGGUCGCCAGGGUCAACGUCAAGGGGGCUGCUUUUUGCGACCUGCAAGCGCUGGAACUGUACUGUGAACAUUAUGACUCUGCUGGGCUCUGAGCACUCCAUCCUCAUACGAAGAAAGUUCAGAUCAGUGUUACAGUUCAGACUUCAGCAGAGGAGGGCACGAGAGCAGCUGGUAGACCAGGGCAUCAUGCCUCUGAACCAUGGUAAGUUCCCAAAGCAGGAAGACUCGUACGCCUUUGAGGAGGACAGCAGCAGUGAGAGUCUGUCUCCAGAGCAUCACCACAGUGACGAGUCUCAGGGCUCAGCCUGCCCUUCGUCUGAGCCUGUCGGCAGCACCGCCUCCUCCUCCUCCUCACCUGCCCUUACCAACGCACAACUGGGCGGAGCCAGCAGAGACCCAGCUGAUCAAGAUCAGGAAGAAGGUUUGUCUGCUGGCAACAACAGCCAGGCGAGUCCCCCAGUACCAGCUUCCACAAUAACCAAGUCCAAAACAUCAGACAAGAACCGACACAAAAAACCCAAAGAUGUGAAGCCAAAGGUGAAGAAGCUCAAGUACCACCAGUACAUUCCUCCCGAUCAGAAGGCAGAAAAGUCCCCUCCUCCCAUGGACUCGGCGUACGCCCGCCUCCUUCAGCAGCAGCAGCUUUUCCUGCAGCUGCAGAUCCUGAGCCAGCAGAAACACUCUCAGUCGCAGCAGCAGCAGAAUGCUCUUACCCCGCAUGGCCACCAGAGGCAGCCCACCUUCAGCUACCAGCCUCACCCACAUUCCCACUCGCAAAAAGCGGCCAGUGAGCAGAUAUCAGCUUGUAACUCAGGCGGUUCCUCCCCGAUCAAGAAUACGUAUCCUAACCAAAGCAGUGUCUCACCCGUCAAACCAGGACCACUUCCAGCCAAUCUAGACGACCUGAAGGUUUCUGAGCUCAGGCAGCACCUGCGUAUCCGUGGCAUGCCUGUCUCAGGCACAAAGACCGCCCUGAUUGAGCGGCUGCGACCCUUCAAGGACCCAAAUGUAGAAGCAUCACCCACAGGGUCCUCCGACAUUGCCACCUUGACCUUCCCUGUCACUCCCUCUGGGUCUUUAUGCUCAUACCAGUCCCCUUCCUCAUCCAGCACUCUGUCGCAGGGGGGCUACUACCCCUACCCCAGCACUUCGUCCACCCCACCCAUCUCUCCAGCCUCCUCAGAGCUGUCUCUCAGCGGCUCACUACCAGACAGCUUCAGCGACGUUCCCAUGUCCUCACCGACGCAGUUCGGCCUGCAGCCAUCCCCAGUGCAGUUUGGCAUGGAGGAUGGCCACGGGGGAGUAAGCAGUCUUGGUGGGGAGACACAAAGGACGGGGGAGGGUGGAGACGCUGAAGGUGCGGAAGCUGACAAAGACAAGAUGCUGGUGGAGAAGCAGAAGGUGAUCGAUGAGUUGACGUGGAAGCUUCACCAGGAACAGAGACAGGUUGAGGAGUUGAAGAUGCAGCUUCACAAGAGGAAGCGCUGCUACGGAGCAACACAUGACACCAUCCCUCCUCCAUCUCACUCCUCAAUGCUCCACCAGCAGCAAACUCCAGCCAUGAUGGGCCAACACUUCUUUGGGGUGACGGUCAAGCAGGAGUCCGUGUCUUCAAGCUGCCCUCUGUCAUCUCCAAAGCAGCUCAAGAACCCUCCUGAUGCCUGCAUGGAGGGCAUGGGACACUGCAACAACUCCAUCACAACCUUGGGGUGUCCCGCGGGUCCACAGUGCAUGGAAACAGGCCUCUCCGCUGGCAGCCCCUCCACCAUGUCUGCCUUCCUCAGUCCACAGUGCUCCCCGCAAGAUUCUCCCAUCAGAAAACCAUCCAGUCGCUCACAGCCUUCGUCUCCCAACAACUCCUACCUGCUGACUCCGUCGAUGGGGAGAGACGGCUGCAGUCACCCCCAAAGUCAUAGCAGCAACAGAGCACGCAACAUGCAGAUGCAGCAGAGGAGUGCUGUUCAGCAGGGGAACUGCUCUUUUUCCUCGGACCAAAGAAGCCUCCAGGCGGUCUUUCCUGGUUCUGCUGACUGUGGUCUCAACCCCAACUGCUCAACCAAGGCAGAGAGCCAGAGCUUACAACCAAAGAUGUCAAUAUUGCCGUCUCCUAGGCAUCUUGGCCAAAAAUGCCAGGUCUGUCCCCCUGCCUUCCAUAGCUCAGAUUCAGAUGACUUAAGACAGCCCCCAUGCUAUGAGGAUGCAGUCAAGCAGCAACUGACCCGCAGCCAGCAAAUGGACGAGCUGCUAGAUGUGCUGAUAGAGAGUGGAGAGAUGCCAGCUAAUGCCAGAGAAGAAAGGGAGAAGUCCUCUGUAACCAAAGUUGUGCCUCACAUUACUGUGUCCCCAGGGUGUCCCGGUGUGCUCAUCCCGAGGUUCCACUGGCACUACGACCACCACUCCCCUGUCCAGUUCCCUUAUGACCAUGCUGCCAAUCACAACACUGAGAGCCAUCUGCAGACAUUGCUCGGCAAUUCCGUUGGUCGAGCAGGAGAAGUGAGCACGGGAAAAAUGACUGAAGGAGACCGAAGCCAGGAAGAUGAAAGGAACAGAGAGGCUGACGGUUACAGCAGCCCCCAAAGCCAUCACUGUCACCCUCAUCAUCUGGAGCAGGACAAGCUCCUGACAAACAGAGAUGUGAUGGACAGUCCUCUGUCUCCUGUUGGCAACAAGAUGUCAUCCAUCCCUGAGGUCCAAGGCAUGGUCAGCAUGACCUUCAGCGAGACACCAUGGGAGACUAUGGAGUGGCUGGACCUGACACCACCCAACUCCGCCAACGCCUUCAGCGUGGCUCAGCCCAAUGUGCCCAGCAUUUUUAACACAGAAUUCCUGGACGUUACAGACAUUAACUUGAACUCUGCCAUGGACCUUCAUCUGGAGCACUGGUGAAAGAAAAAACAAACACGGUCAUCAAAAGUCUGGUGGCUUAAAGCAGCUAUGACAAUCCCUUAGAACUAUUGAAUUUCACCAAUUCAAGCCUCAGUCUGAGUUGCAAAAAAGUCCUUACUGACAUCUAAAGGUUGAUGGCCAUCAGAAUGUGUACUACAGAGUGAAUUUUGACCUUUAAUGGCAUGAUAUUUGCAUGCUCUUGUCAUAUCCUGAAACCAAUGAGCAACCAAUGGAUGACAAUGAGCAAGACUGGCAAUGACGGUAACUUAACAUUUUCUACGCUAUCAGUAUUACACCAUUUAGACUUGAAGACACAUUUGGACCAUUUAUUUUCUGAGUGUUACUGGAAAAAAUCCCUUCAUGAUAAAAUUAUUGUCCAAAUUCAUUGGCCACAAAUGUAAAUACCACAACCAAACGUAUCGACAGACGAGCUGACACCGAUACACUUUGUCAGUGGUGUGGGAGAGGACAAGAACCAUCAAUCGGAUGUUUUAAGAAAUCUGUAAAUAUAAACAAAAUGUACUGUGCACUUCUGGCUUUGUACUCCUUCACAGUUUGCUUGACGUUAGUAUGUGUAUAGAAAUGUUUCUAAGCUUUUGAAGAAACUUGAUCUAUUACUCUUUACUAUUCACUUUUUUUGUCACAGGUUAACAUUUUGGAGAGGAAGUGAGAUUUCCAAAAAAAUAAUCGGUCUUAUGAAUUUUAUUUGUUAUUAAGCUGAGCCUUAUUUGCUGAGUCCCUUUAUAUGGUUUUUUUAAUGCAACUAAAGCCAAACCUGACAGGCACGACUAUGAAACACAAUUUUUUGAAAAAGUUUUAAACAAAUCAAUAAACUUCGGAUAUUUAAAUUAAGCCUUUUUUAACUUCUUUUUUUUUACUUGUGGAGUCACAAACACCAGCAGGCUUGCUUUAAGACCAAUCCUUUAUUGUUUGAAUAGAUGUUUAUGCAUGAUCCUGUUUGACAUUCCUUUUGACUGUCCUUUUUGAUAAACCAGCAAAACUGAGGAGAAACUUCCAUAUAAACUAGUUUUUAUAUACAACACAGUAGGAUGAACAACACUUCAUUUAUGGCCUGUUCAUCCUACAGUUCUUUGUUACCUGAAGAAGAAACAUUAUUCUUUUAUUUUUAUUUAAUGGGAUUAACCCACUGUAAGUAUUUGUAUUCAAACUAGAAUAGUUCCAAUCAUUUUGUAGAGUAAACUUCAUCCUAGCCAUAUUAAAACAUUCAAUACGGUCAAAGUUGUGACUCAUUAUAAUAAAAAUGAUCUCAGAAAGUAACUAACAGUUUUUAAGCCUGUUCAACAAAAACAACUAGACAGACAAUCAUUAAUGGGCAACCACCUUUACAGAGUCACUUCAAUAUUUAUUUACAUUUGACCUCAAAAAGGUGUCAGAUCCAGUCCAGGCCUCGAGGGCCGGAGUCCUACAUGUUUUCCACCCAACCUGCCAUUGCAGCUGCUUAUCGGCUAAACACACCUGGAAAAACCAGCAGCACACUGGCCCUUGAGGCUUGGAUUUGGGUACCCCUGUAAAAUUUUCUAAACUCCAGAUUCCCAAUUUCUUAAAUGAUAAAAUAAAGUGUAAUAAUAAAGUGUACAGAUGUUGAUUGAUAACCUUCUGUCAGUCUCCACCUGCAGCUCCGAACUGCAAAUACCUGAAAUGACAAAACUGUGAAUUAAAGUAACUAAAAACGUGCUUCUGAAGGUCAGCUUGGCUAAUCUUCAUCCCAUCCAAAUGAUCAGAAAAUACAGGGUGGCUACGGCUAACAUUGUUUGAAAAUAUGCUUUUUUUUACGUGAAACUCAACCUUCAAACCUUUAGGGAUGGUUCUGUUUUAGUUAAAAAUGUUUCAAAAUGAAGAAUUGUAAUUGCGUGUUAACAUGGCUACAACACAGACCGAGAAAAGAAAGCGAACUUUUGAGAAUGUAUCAUAUGGAUAUUAUUGAUAUUGGUGCCUUUAUUUCACAUUUUUUAUCCCUGUUUGUCAUUUUCAGUACAUAAAUGAGGUUUACAAAAAUACAUUUCUUUUAGUUCAUUUUUGUUAAUUUGCCAAAAAAAUACCACUUUUUAUAUUGACAACUUUUCUACCAUCAGUUUUGCUCUUAAAGACAAUCUCUUAAAAUUCAGAGAUCAGCAGGUGUAUUAGAAAAUACAGUGAUCUGAUCUGUUGGACAAGAAAGGGCGGAGCUAAAAGGGACAGACGUCAGCUUCAACCUCUUCCAGUAGUCUGAAUGUUGGUGACGAAAGCACCAAACCAAACAUUUGAGAAAAUGAACAGUCCAAUUUCAGACAUUUCGGUUGGCCUUAGGUUGUCUCUAAAGAUGAAAUGUUAUUUCUAUUUGUAAAAGCAGACCGCAGCAGCAGCCGUAGCGGUCUAUAAACUGCCAUUGUGGUGUGACAUUCAGUCAGGACUUACUUCCUGUAAACUGUAUCCAUCGAGCCAAUAUAAAAGUAAUACAACUGUGACAGCAGUUUCCCAGAAUAAGAGUGUACGGCAUUAGUUUCCUCUGAAAAACACAUUUCAAUGGCGUUUUGUGUAGACGAUUUAUUGUUUUUUUUAAAUACGAGUUAUAUGGUUUGAUGUCAAAGUUCAUAUUUUACUACUUGUCUUAUCGUGUAAAUGUUUUUGUGCCAUCUUGCAUUCAAUUUGACAGGAGCUUCCAUCCGGCUUUGGCUCCAUUUUUGCUUUGCUUUUUUUCAAAAACCAGCAUUUUUAUUUGCAUCCUUGUAUAUGACAGAAAGAUGAGCAAUAAAUCCAUCACAGCUUUAAAUCA
Molecule: messenger RNA, 5945 nt
Organism: Oryzias latipes (Japanese medaka)
Lineage: Eukaryota; Metazoa; Chordata; Actinopteri; Beloniformes; Adrianichthyidae
Gene: myocd
Product: myocardin
Biological process (GO): smooth muscle cell differentiation; positive regulation of transcription by RNA polymerase II; cardiac muscle cell differentiation
Cellular component (GO): nucleus
Molecular function (GO): transcription coactivator activity
Source: RefSeq, a predicted model, not a curated record